Phoenix dactylifera (date palm) is the source of this 1940-nucleotide messenger RNA. The record is from RefSeq and is a predicted model, not a curated record. Lineage: Eukaryota; Viridiplantae; Streptophyta; Magnoliopsida; Arecales; Arecaceae.
UUGGUGUCUGCGGCAGUAUUCAGUCACAAAGACAGUCUCUUCUGAACUUCAAAUUUUGAUGUUUCUUUCUCCCUUUUUUUUUGAUGUUUGUAAUAAGACUUGGCUUCCGCGCAUGCUGUCUAAUUUGUUGCAUGCUACUGUGAGCGUAGCGCAAAAUAAUAUGGAAUCUACAAUUCCACCAUAUGCCGUGUGAUCUUUUCAAUUAUUACAUUACAAUUACUCCAUAACUAAGAAAUAAAAUCGAAUGUCUGGAAGAGACUCAUGCGCCAAAAUUACUGACAAAUAAACCAAUUUUCAAAUCGCAGCUCUUCAUCCUCCAGCCGGCCCUUGCUGGCUCCCUCACCCUUGUCCACCGGCGGCACCGCCGGAAGAAAUAUUAGUUCUGGCAUUUCAUCAAACAGGAAACGGGCGUCGCACUGCUUGGCUAAAUUUUUUUCUGUUUCAUCAUUAAUAUAAUAAUAUAAAAAAAUAACUAUCUUACCUCAUUGCUAACGUCACCGUAAUGACAAUAGCACCUUUCGUCAUCAUUUCGAAUAAAAAAUAAAAACAUAAAAAAUAAAAGAUAAAAAAAAUUAAGUCAUUACUUAUCUUAUCUCUGGUUCGGGAACGCGUUAUGCUUGACCUCGACCAAAUUGUUAAUUGUCCCACCUGACGCUACCGGAUGCUAACGCGGAGCAACCUCGCUAUAACCUCCGAGAGAUUUCCAAGCCUUCACCUUGAAGGCAUUAAUCUCUUUAAGCACGCAUUAAGAGGAUAUGUUCCAGCCCACGAAUCUUCUCGGAGAUUUCCAGCCUCAGAGACUACGGGCUGCCCAGGCCUCUAAGUUGAUUGACAGGUAGUUCUUUUUGGAUAACGUCCAUCACCUGGGUUCAUCGACCACAAAGGAGACAAAAGCACACAUCGACGGAACAGGACAUGAUCUACGGGGAGAUUAGUCACUCCAGCCACCCUGAUCACAAGCUCAAGCUAGAGCACAGGGAGAGACCCUACAACUGUGAUGGGUGCAAGGAACUGGGAUUUGGAUCCCGGUAUACAUGCGAGGAGUCAUGCAACUUCCAUCUCCACAAGGAUUGCGCCUCCCCUGAGAACACCUUCACCCAUCCUUUCUUCCCAGGAUGUCUGUUCCAUUUCCUCGAAAUCGGCAAGCCAGAUCGAUUUUGCGAUGCAUGCGGUCGGGACAUCAAAGGCUACGUCUACCAUUGCUUCACCGAAGGAUGGGACCUGCACCCCAGCUGCGCGCUCCUCCCGCAUACUAUAAACGAUGGUGAGACGAAGCUGGUUCUCCAUCGAGAGGUGACCUCGAGAUGCCACCGGUGUGGGAAGAAGGAGUUGAGGAAGAGUGCCAAAAGCUGGUCCUAUGUGUCGACGUGCGAGGAAUGUCACCUCCAUGUGGCUUGUGUGAAGGAGAUUCUGCUCGAGAAUUGGGAGAAGCAGCACCUCUGCGAUGGCAAGUUCGAGCGCAGAGCCAAGACGGAGAACAGUCUUGCAAUAGAAAGCAGAGACUCGAAGCUCCACAUUGUUCUCCAAAAGAAAGAAAGCAAGCCCGGGAAGCUUGCAAAGUUUACGAAGAUGGUGAAGGUUGCAAUCACUUUAAUCAUGGCUGCGGUAGUCGGAGAUCCCACUGCUCUGGUUGCAACUCUUAUCGCAUCCCUUAUCAACCAUUAACAGGCUCAGACCAUGCGUGGUUGCCAAGAAAGCCUCUCUUGAUUCGUUAAUGGCUUUUUCCUUUUGAUGCUUCCUCUAUUUAUUUACUUAUUUAGUUCAUGGUUUCACAAGAAGACCCGGCUCUCACGCAUGUAUUGUUAUUUUUGUUUCAAGUUGCGGUGUACAUGCUCUUUGUUAUGUAAAUUAAGAUGGACUGUAAUUCUAUGGACCUUCCAUUGUUCGUUACAACAAAAAGUAAUACCAGAGCCCAAAAGAAGAGACUGAUGUCUUACAAA